CAAAAUGGUAAGUGCUUUUUCAAUUGGCAAAGCGUAACGAUGUAAUUAUCAGUUUUAACUAAUUCAGCCACUCAACCCAGAAGUGAAACACCUGGCCCAGGGGCUUACUAACCAAUGAAGAAACAGAAGAUGACACCUCCAUCUUUCAAGUAAUUUUUGCCUGUUAAAGUAGAUUUGGAUCUGGCAAUAGAAGUGGCCUUCUAAGAGUAUUUGCACCAGGACCUGGAGCUUACGAGCAUCCUUCAAGAGUAACCAAAGAAGGACCAAAGUAUUCCUUUGGUCUUAAAAAACCAACAAUUUUAGGAAAAUAGGGACCAGGACCAGGUAAAUAUAAAGCAUUCAUUUUUCUCAGGUGCUUACAAUCCUAAUUACCGAACAAUGGUGAAGGCUCUUCCUAAUUAUUCAAUGGGAGCCAAACUAUCCUCAACCUAUUCUACAUUAUAACCAGGACCUGGAGCUUACGAAAAUCCGUCCACCGUAGUAGGAGUUCCUUGCAUGAAGUAAUCGUAGUUUCAGUUUAAGAUUUCCCAACUCUAAGCGCGAUGGAUUUUAUGACUUGACUCGUACACCAGGACCUGGAUCAUAUCUAAAGAGACCAAAUAGUGCUGGUCCAUAAUAUAAAUUUGGGACAGCAUCAAGAGGAGCGUUUUCAGAAAUAAAGAAUCCUGGUCCAGGAGAAUAUGAAGCAAGAAGCGAGUUUAAUGUUUCACAAAAAGGGUUUUCGAUGCUUUCUAGAAGAAAUUAAACUCAGUAGGAAUAUGUGCCAGGACCUGGAACAUACAAUUGGGAUAAGAAACAAAAGUUGCGACCUCCUUCCUAUAAAAUAGGAAAUGAGACUAGAGAUGGCUUGAAUCGAGAAUUGCUCAGAACUCCAGGACCAGGAACUUAUGAAUCUAGAUAUGAAUUUGCAAGGCCAAAAUCAGCAUAAGUUCGUAUUGGUAGUGCUACUCGUAGGCCAUUGAGUGACACAAGAGAUAUCCCAGGACCAGGAACUUAUGAUUUGAACACUAAAAUAGGAGAGGGUCCCAAACAUUAGAUUUUGGGAAGUAAGUACGAACCUACUACUACUUUGAAUCAGCCUGGUCCAGGUGCAUAUAAUCCCAACGAUGGACCAAGUAAACAGCGUCCUGCUUCAGCAAAAAUUGGUACAGGUCAAAGAGCCGAAUUGAAUGCUGGUUUUGGGAAGGAUGCUCCAGGUAAGAUUGCUUAUUCAAAUUUGUAGGGCCUGGAAAUUAUAAUUUGAGAGGAUCCUCUGAUGGGCCCAAGUGGGGAUUCGGAACAGCAUUAAGACCGAAUCUAAAUUAAACAGAUUAGAGUGUGCCAGGACCAGGGAACUACACUCUCAAGCCAACUUUUGCAGAUGUGCCAUCAUAUCUAUUGAAUAAAUGA
Messenger RNA from Paramecium octaurelia, 1389 nucleotides. The record is from the annotation of a GenBank genome assembly. NCBI's taxonomy places the organism in Eukaryota, Ciliophora, Oligohymenophorea, Peniculida, Parameciidae.